This is a messenger RNA of Lytechinus variegatus (green sea urchin), 3361 nucleotides long. RefSeq names its product venom phosphodiesterase 2-like. Bases 308 to 2986 code for a protein of 892 amino acids. NCBI's taxonomy places the organism in Eukaryota, Metazoa, Echinodermata, Echinoidea, Temnopleuroida, Toxopneustidae. The record is from RefSeq and is a predicted model, not a curated record. Gene Ontology annotation, molecular function: hydrolase activity; metal ion binding; nucleic acid binding. The transcript is spliced from 26 exons.
UUAUUAUUCCUGACAACAAUAUCAACCAGGGGGUCAUUUUGUUUGUGUACAUCCUACCGCUCAGAUCAACUGCGUCUCAUCUCUUGUGAAAACCUACAACAGGUCUAAUGUAACUUAAAUACAGCAUCUUGGAGGAUCGCAUAUUGAGGACGAUCAGUCUCGAAUACGUUUUUUCCACCGAUCCAAUUCUAUGUUGGGUUUAAUAAACGCAAUUGAAUGGCUGAUAUAGUUUAAUACAGAUAGCAGACAACACUUCAGAAGUCGUCUUUAUUUGUCAUCCGGUGUUUCGGGAUAUUUUUUUGCCAACAUGGAUGAAAAACAGGAUUUCAGCUACUCAUUUUCUAAUGCGGCUUACGAUUCAGCGGAGCCACAAUAUCCAUCAUUUACGAAAAAAUCAAAUACCCGGACACAGACAAUACUAAUUGCAUUGGUUUUCAUCUUGGUGAUAUCGUUGGGAGCAGGAAUCGGUAUCGGUUUUGCGAUCGGGAACUCUUCUGGAGACAAAGGAGGGGGGUCGGCAAGCCCUAUAGUUGGCGUUACAACUCCCAAGAAUCCUUUCACAGAGCCACGUAAGACAGAACCACAGAGUGAAUCGUAUACUACAAAAGGCAACGCCCAGACAGAACAUACAAAAGCUCCGCCCCACCAUACCGAUACACACACGACUGGCCCGCCUCAUCAUACCGGGACGCACACGACGGGACCGCCCCAUCAGACGGACACGCCUUCCUCUCCGCCGCCAGACACGCCUCCUCCGCCCCAGCCGUAUGAGGAUUGGAUUGAUAUGCCAUGCAGUGACACGGGGCCAAAAUGCCCAGCGGGGAUCUCGUCUCCUCCGGUUCUUUUGAUAUCUCUCGAUGGAUUUAGAGCGGAUUUCUUAUCGAGAGGAAUUACACCUGUCAUUAACCGAAUGGCUGAAUGCGGUGUGAAAACCCCUCAUAUGAUUCCGACAUUCCCAACAGUGACCUUUCCAAACCAUUAUACCAUCGUUACGGGCCUUUAUCCGGAAUCGCACGGCAUUGUGGGAAAUACCAUGUAUGACUUUGGUACAACGUUCAGUCUAGGUUCGGAUGAGUCAUUCAAUAACAGGUGGUGGGGAGGAGAACCCAUUUGGAAUACAGCUCGCUUUCAAGGCAAGCGAUCAGCUACUUUCUUCUGGCCUGGAUCUGAUUCUGAUAUUCAAGGGAUCCGACCGAACUAUUAUAACAAAUACGAUGGGGAAUUGAAUUAUAUUCAGCGGGUGGAUACAGUAUUAGGAUGGCUUCGGUUACCCGACGGUUACAGACCCGAUGUUGUGACUUUAUACUUCGAUGAACCAGAUCACACAGGGCAUGAUCCAGGACCAAACACCGACGAGCAAGAUGAGGUGGUGGCUCGUAUGGACGGGAUGAUGAGACGAUUAAUGGAUGGUUUAAUGAAGAUGGGUAUGAUUGAUUGCGUCAACAUCAUCGCUAUAGCUGACCACGGCAUGUCCAACAGGACGUGUGACCAAACAUUUAUUCUAAACGAUUACCUACCAUCUAGUGAAUACAGAGUGUCUUCUACUGCUGGUACCAUGUUGCGAAUGCUUCCAGAAGAUGGUGCAACGGUGUCGGACCCGGCUGAUGUUGUGGAAGAACUAUUGUGCAAACAUCCAGUAGCCGUUCCAUAUGUACGAGAGGAUCUACCGAAGAGAUGGCAUUACAUCAAUAACAGGCGAAUUGAACCUAUAGAGGUCACCGUACCAGAGCAGUGGACUGCUUCCGGUGGAUCCACAUCUUAUUGCAACGGAGGAACUCAUGGAUAUGAUAAUUUAGGCAACUUAAUGAAGGCAAUGUUUGUUGCCAUUGGCCCAGGCUUCAAAAGUGGAGUAGAGGUUCAACCUUUCCAGAAUAUAGAGUUAUAUAAUGUUAUGUGUGAACUUUUGGAUCUUGACCCGGCACCAAACAACGGAACUAUGGGAAGUCUCCACCAUAUGCUAAGAAACCCGAAACCCCUCCCAAAUGAUUCAGUCAUCCCUAUUCCUGAAAUGGACUGUCCUUUCCCUUCAAAUGAUGAUGAGUACAACAGUCGAUUGCAAGAUGAUAUGUCAGGGUGCCAAUGUAACUCCACCAGUGUCGAGAUGUACGACAAAGAAUUGAACCUGACAUCAAUCGAAGAAAAGGAAGCUAUGGCGCUUCACACGCCGCUUGGCGCCCCGGUCAUAACCUUUGACACUGAUUACUGUCACCUGACCCAACAUGAUUACGUCACAGCGUACAGUCAUGAUCUUCGAUCGCCUCUCUGGUCUUCGUUUACACUUCGAUGGCCUCAGCCAAUAAAUGAGAUGCCGAUAAAGCCCGAUUGCCGAGUGCGACCCGAUGUCCGAGUUGAUGCCGAAUUCUCUCCGAGUUGUUCCGAUUUCGAAGGACUAACAGGAGGCUUUAUGAAUUUAACCACCAGUUAUCUCUUUCCCCCUGCUUUAUCCUCGAACUCAGAGCGGUUUAUGGAUUCUCUCAUUUCAACCAACACGGUGCCGCAGUAUCCCGGGUUUAUCGAAGACAUAUUGGAUGGCUUCUUAGUACCACAUCUUGCUCUAUGGGCUAAUAUUAGCUCCGAGAUCAAUGUCGUGACCGGACCUGUCUUCGAUUUCGACGGCGAUGGGUUACGAGACAACAACAACACACUCGAAAAAGACGGGGUGAUUUUUGGCUCCUCUCCCUCUCUGCUGCCCUCUCACUACUUCAUGGUUGUAAUACGAUGCAAGGGAGGUGCACAGUUAAACAGCGCAUGCGCUGAAGUAGAAUCGGCUGCUUUUGUUCUGAGAAACAACCAUGGAAUAAAAACUUGCCAGACGCAGCCAGACUACGUUGAACACAACUUAGUCACCAUCAAGGAUAUUGAAAAUUUAACAGGUCUCACGUUUUACCCACAACUCCCUCGGUAUGACUCCAUCCAGCUGAAGCUAUAUGCCCCCAACAAAGGAGACCUAUGGUCAAAAUGGCCGCUUAUGAGCAGUAUUCAUUGAUCAUAUUGAUAUUCUUGUCUUUCAGGACGUAAUAUUGCCAAUUGGGAUAUUAUGAUUAAGGCAUUCACAGAGAGGUAUUUAUUCACUCAAAUAUUUUACAAAGUUUUUAUUUUAACGAGGUGUGGUCGGAAUGAGGUCCGACUCAGUAAAAUGACGAAAACUAAUAUUUAACUUAGCACCAAUCGAGAUAUCCUGAAUAUCGACAAAUGUAAUUUUGUAUCUUUGUUACAUAAAACAUGGAGCUAUAAAACACAGGUAGCUUCAUGCAUGAAAGAUACAAAGUUGUACAAUGGAGCACAUUUAAAUGUGCUCAUAGACAGAUAGAAAGAAAGUUACACCUUUAAGUUCAUACCAUCCUGACAUUUCGUUGCACCA